This is a messenger RNA of Rhizopus microsporus ATCC 52813, 1524 nucleotides long. RefSeq lists its product as uncharacterized. The record is from RefSeq and is a predicted model, not a curated record. The transcript has 4 exons. Bases 1 to 1524 code for a protein of 507 amino acids. NCBI's taxonomy places the organism in Eukaryota, Fungi, Mucoromycota, Mucoromycetes, Mucorales, Rhizopodaceae.
AUGCCAAAUAACAACAAUAAUACAGAUAUACCUCUAUUAUCCACUACUUCCUUUUUACAUUAUAUACCCACUUCUUCUUCCGAUUCAACCAAUGAAUUAGACUUUCAUUUACCAUCUCGCACUUCACUUCAUGGAUUAACUGUUGCCGAAUGGGCAGGUUCAAAAUCAAAACAUUCAUUAGCCACAACACCCGUAAAUUAUUAUCAUAAACCAUGUGUAUUAAAAGAUACAGACGAUAACUGGAAGGAUGUUUAUCGUAAUAUCAAAUGUAUGGAUCAACUUUAUGACGCAUCCUUCUAUUCUUGGCUCAAGUCAGAAGAGAAUGUUCUCGUUACAGCAAUGUAUCUGCAUCGUAUUGCCAACGAGUAUCCCCUCGUUCGCAUUAUCAAUGCAUUAAAAUGGCUUAUUAGCGAUUGGAGAUUAGAAAGCAUCAGUACUCUCGUCAGAUAUGUCACAGUGGAUUGGUGCGAUGAAGUAGGUGACCUACGGCGAGCUCAUCUUUUACGUCACUUGACAAAUAGUUGGGCUACUCAGUAUACGACAACACUUAUCACCAUGGUUUUAUCAUCUGCACCUUAUGCAUCAGCCACUCAUCUUCAACGAGAACGCUUCCUAAGAGCAUUCACCAAGGAUUGGGAUUUUUCUAAACUAUCUGAAUUCUUCAUGUACUUGCAAAGCCCGGCCAAUAUUGACUAUAAAGUAAAAUGUGUCAUGCUUCAAGAGGCAGCUCGAAGGGAAAGAGAGACAUUAGGAGCCAAGCUUUAUCAUAGAAAGAAACAGACUGAAGAAGAAGAAGAAAAGCCAGGUGAAGGAGAAACAGAGAUAGAUGAUGGAAACAGAAGGCAUCAUAGGCGAACAUCGAGCAAUGAUGUGAACGAUAUCAAACGACUCAGAUUAUCAACUCCUGACCUGGAUCACGUGGAAGGGUUACAAGAAGCAAACGUUGGUAGCAGUAGCACCAAUAAUCCUCACCUUCAUUUACGAUCCGUCACCUCAUCCCCUCCUCCUUCCAUUACUUCAUCCAAUAGCACAAACACAAACAAUACUAAUGUUGGCAAUAAUAACAGUAGCAGUAGUGGUGGUGGUAGUGGUGGUGGUAGUAGCAGUAACAGUAGUGGUAGUCAUAGUAGUAGCAAUGAUAGCUCAGGCAUAACCAGUGGCAACAUUAACAACAAUAAUAGUACUAGUAGUAAUACUAGUGCUACUACUACUAUUACUAGUCAUAGUACCAGUAACAACAACAAUGGCAAUAAUGUUACUAGUAAUAGUAAUAACAACAAUAGUAAUAUGGCCAGCAGUAGCUCUAGUAGCAGUGCACAUGACUUUAUCUACCCUUCCUCACUUCCUGGACUAUCUCAUUUAAGGAGAAGAUCAAGUUCGAUUGGAUCUACAGAUUCAUGUGAUAUGAUAGAAGAUGCUGUGGAUGCGACAACAACAGCAACAGCAACAACAGAGACCGCAUUAAAAAAGAAAAACGUGCCAUCUUCUUCAAAUAAUCAUGUUUCUUCAUUUUUUACUGAAUAA